GCAUGCGCACAGGCCGGCUGACAUGGCGCUGGGCCGGUUAACUUUCCCUCAGCUGGCGCUGACAGCCGCUCUGGGCGUAGCAAGCGGGGUGUACAUCUAUAACCCAUGGUACAAGCAACAACGCCAGCCGACGGCCAAGAUGCAGGAUGACCCGGAGCGCCAGUGUCCGCACUGCAGCCCAGUACCCAAUCUGGAGACCGGCGCCAUCGACCAACACAUUGCGACCACGGACAAUCUGCAACCAAGAAGUAAAAGAUGAUCAGCUGUGCAGAGCAUCAGCAGCUUUGAAUUCCUGGGACGACCUGUUCUAAGCCCAGCACAUGGAUGUAAUCACAAGGAAGGCAUGCCAUCAUUUCAGAUGGUUAAGGAAGCUUGACUUGUCACCAAACACUCUAACAAACUUCUACAGAGGUACUAUUGAUGGCAUGCUGACUGGUUGUAUCAUGGCAGUAGUACACAUGAAUGUACAAACUGCAGAGAGUAGUAGUCUCUGCCCAAUACAACACAGAAACAACCCUCUCCACCAUCCAUAAUAUCUACAGAAGGCAAAAUCCAUCAACCCAAAGAUCUGCACCAUCUAGGCAAAGACAGCUUUUCGUAGCUACCAUCAAAAGGAUGUGCAUAAGCCUGAAGUCCCACACCCUCAGAGAACAGCUACUUCCCUUCAACCAACUGGUUCUUGAAACAACCUGCACAAUCUUAAUCACUGGCUCAAUAUUGCAACAUUAUAGCCAUUUGAAUUCUUUGCAUUAAAAUCUGCUUUUUUGUUAUACAGUGGCUUCCAGUACAUUGGGCCAUCGGUUAAUCGAGGCAGCCACUUAUUUGUGACAAUUCUUAAAGAACAAAAAUUAAUGGAGAAAAUAGCCAGGGAUCCCUUAAUUUAUUUGAGACGCAAUGCUCCUUAAUUGGGGCAGGACACUGUUGCUAAACAGUUUCUAAUUAGCAACAGAAGCAUGCACUUACGUAGCCAUUAGACACCUCACCAUGUUUAAAGUGAGCAGUUUUUGAAAUAGCGUCAGUGAUGUGCAUUCUGUUCAGAAAAGCAGUGAUUUUUGUCACUGAUAGUUGGUGAGUAAGGCAAUUCAGAAAUGUUCUGCUCACUGCAGCUUCAAGCAUUUAGGAGUGAUAUGCCAGUAAUGGCCAGGAAUGAUAAUACAUCAUCAUCGACCUUGAGGGAUAGCUACGACAAGGAGUGAAAAUGAAACCAUUUCACCACUUAAAAUUAAAAAAAUAUAAAGUAUUUGAAGAUAUUAACAAUCAUCUUAAAUGUUAAAAUGAAAAUGAAGAUUUGGAGGAUGCAAUUAUCGAUAGUAUUGAAUGAAGGAAGUCUAUCAUCUAUACUAGGUGUCUGUGCUGAUUUUGUUCAUUUGAUUUCAUGUUCAUCAAAGCAACACAACAGCAUAGUCUGGAUGAAUUCCCCCAUUGAUAACUAUCAGGAACUAGUACACAGUUUCACAAUCCUGUAGUAGUAUUGGUAGUGUUCUAAUGUGUUUUCCAUUUCAUUUAAAUAUAUAAUUUGUUACUCAGUUACACAGUAGUUUUAACUAAUUCCAUGAAAAUUUGGCUAAUUGGGCCAAAAAUGUAUCAGUCCCGAUGUGUCCCAAUUAACCAAAAUCCACUUUGUUUUCUUUCUUGUAACAAAAUUAGCAUAAUUUAUGCUUUUCUUGUAAAUUCUCUUUACAUGAUGCUAUGUGCCUGUGAUGUUAGCACAAGUUUUUCAUUUGUGCAUUCAUGUAUUUGUGUAUGACAAUAAAAUCAACUUUGAAGUAUUUAUAUUGAUAAGUGAGAUAUAAAUAAUGGUUACUCUGUUUUCUCAUUUGCUUUUAGUAACUUGUGGAAAGUUUGUUCCUUGGACAAAACCAAAAGCUUGCACCAUCUCCUAGAGCACUAAAUUACUAUCAGUUCAGUUUAGAAAAGCUAAGCACUGAAAAUUUCCCGUAGUUUGUAAUUUUAAUUACAUAGAAGUACAUUUUUUGAAGAUCUUUUAGCAGAAUUUAAAUAUUUUAACAACCAAUUUGAUAAUUGUAUGUCACACUGCAAUGUUCAAUUACUUUAGCCAGAUUGCUUCCAUACAUCUUAUUUGGAAAUCAAUAAGAUCAAUGUAUGGAAAUGGUAGGGGGAGAAGUUAUUGUACUACUUAACCUGAACAUGAUUAAUUUCUUCUUUACAGGUGCUUUUAUAAUUAGAUAGAAGAAAAUUGAUUUGCAGAAGUUGACACCAGUAACAAAAUUGCAUGAAAUGUAUUCCUAUAAUGUCACAAGUAUGAAUCAAGAAAAGUGAAUAAAAAGCUGUAUAUAUUGUAAAUCUAAAAUAAAAACAGGAAAUUCUAGAAAUACUCAACAUGUGGAGAUAAACAGAGUUAGUGUUUCA
This is a messenger RNA of Hypanus sabinus (Atlantic stingray), 2370 nucleotides long. Its product is annotated as protein PIGBOS1-like. The record is from RefSeq and is a predicted model, not a curated record. Bases 23 to 259 code for a protein of 78 amino acids. The transcript has 2 exons. Lineage: Eukaryota; Metazoa; Chordata; Chondrichthyes; Myliobatiformes; Dasyatidae.